Molecule: messenger RNA, 153 nt
Organism: Peronospora matthiolae
Lineage: Eukaryota; Oomycota; Peronosporomycetes; Peronosporales; Peronosporaceae
Source: the annotation of a GenBank genome assembly
AUGCCAAUCACAGCCUUCUUGAAUGACAGCGGAGGAGGCCACGAGGUGGCAGAGGUAAUUGCCAGCUGCUAUCUCGUGCUAGUACUGAGUUACGACUUGAUUGGACGAACUCGUCAUGCUGGGGGUUUGAAGACAUUGAGCUACGUGGACUAG